UGGUCCGCGUUUCCUCCGCCCCUCCCUCCGACCACCGCUCAGAAGCCCUGGGAGCUCUGGCCGAGCGGCCGGCGCGCUGAGGGGAUGCGCUCCAUCAAGGCUCUGCAGAAUGCGCUGAGCGGGGCCGGCAGUUACUGCCGGCGGGGAGGCUGGGGUCACCUGAGCCGGAGCCCCCUCCUUGGCGGGGGCGUCUGGCACCACCUCAGUGAGGCCGCGGCGCAGGGCAGGGAGACGCCACACAGCCACCAGCCGCAGCAUCAGGAUCAUGAUUCGUCAGAGAGUGGCAUGCUGUCCCGUCUGGGUGAUCUGCUCUUCUACACUAUUGCUGAGGGACAGGAACGAAUCCCUAUCCACAAGUUCACUAAUGCACUGAAGGCCACUGGACUGCAGACGUCAGAUCCCCGGCUCCGGGACUGCAUGAGCCAGAUGCGCCGCAUGGUUCGAGAGACCAGCAGUGGUGGCCUCUUGGACCGAGAUCUCUUCCGAAAGUGUGUGAGCAGGAACAUUGUGCUCCUGACCCAGGCAUUCCGAAAGAAGUUCGUCAUUCCUGAUUUUGAGGAGUUCACGAGCCAUGUGGACCGCAUCUUUGAGGAUGCCAAAGAGCUCACUGGAGGCAAAGUGGCAGCCUACAUCCCUCAGCUGGCCAAGUCAAAUCCAGAUCUGUGGGGCGUCUCCCUGUGCACUGUGGACGGUCAGCGGCACUCCGUGGGCCACACAAAGAUCCCCUUCUGCCUGCAGUCCUGUGUGAAGCCCCUCACCUAUGCCAUCUCCAUAAGCACCCUAGGCACUGACUACGUGCACAAGUUCGUGGGCAAGGAGCCCAGCGGCCUGCGCUACAAUAAGCUCUCCCUCAAUGAGGAAGGAAUCCCCCAUAACCCCAUGGUCAAUGCUGGUGCCAUUGUUGUGAGCUCCCUGAUCAAGAUGGACUGUAACAAAGCAGAGAAGUUUGAUUUUGUCUUGCAGUAUCUGAAUAAAAUGGCUGGGAAUGAAUACAUGGGUUUCAGCAAUGCCACAUUCCAGUCAGAGAAGGAAACAGGGGAUCGGAAUUAUGCCAUCGGCUAUUAUCUAAAGGAAAAGAAGUGCUUUCCUAAAGGGGUGGACAUGAUGGCUGCCCUGGAUCUCUACUUCCAGAAACACCAGGGGAACUUACUGAAGGAUCAGGAUGUCAAGAACAUUGCUCUACACCUCAGAGCACAGCAUUCAGGUCCACACCGGACCCUCACCUCUGCCUCGUCUCCACAGCUGUGCUCCGUGGAGGUGACCUGUGAAUCAGGCAGUGUCAUGGCAGCCACCCUGGCCAAUGGCGGGAUCUGCCCCAUCACAGGCGAGAGCGUGCUGAGCGCUGAAGCAGUGCGCAACACCCUCAGCCUCAUGCACUCCUGCGGCAUGUAUGACCUCUCGGGCCAGUUUGCUUUCCAUGUGGGCCUGCCAGCCAAGUCAGCUGUGUCAGGAGCCAUCCUCCUGGUGGUGCCCAAUAUCAUGGGAAUGAUGUGUCUAUCACCUCCCCUGGACAAGCUGGGGAACAGCUAUAGGGGUGUCAGCUUCUGCCAAAAGUUGGUAUCUCUCUUCAAUUUCCACAACUAUGACAACCUGAGGCACUGCGCUCGAAAAUUAGACCCACGGCGUGAAGGAGGAGAAGUUCGGAACAAAACUGUGGUGAACCUGUUAUUUGCUGCCUAUAGUGGAGAUGUCUCAGCUCUUCGAAGGUUUGCCUUGUCAGCCAUGGACAUGGAACAGAAAGACUAUGACUCCCGCACAGCCCUGCAUGUUGCUGCAGCUGAAGGACACACUGAAGUUGUUAAAUUCCUUAUUGAGGCUUGCAAAGUGAAUCCUUUUGUCAAGGACAGGUGGGGCAACAUCCCCCUGGAUGAUGCUGUGCAGUUCAACCACCUGGAGGUGGUUAAACUGCUCCAAGAUUACCAGGACUCAUACACACCAUCUGAGACUCAGGCUGAAGCAACAGCUGAGGCCCUGUCCAAAGAGAACUUAGAGAGCAUGGUGUGAGCAUGGGGCAUGCACAGUCCCUGCAUAAGAGAAGCACGAGCUGGCCACACACUUAACAUAUAACCACCAAACAUGCUACAGAGGG
Messenger RNA from Lagenorhynchus albirostris (white-beaked dolphin), 2089 nucleotides. It is a transcript of the gene GLS2, whose product is annotated as glutaminase 2. Gene Ontology annotation, molecular function: protein binding; glutaminase activity. Bases 85 to 2004 code for a protein of 639 amino acids. The record is from RefSeq and is a predicted model, not a curated record. The transcript has 18 exons. Lineage: Eukaryota; Metazoa; Chordata; Mammalia; Artiodactyla; Delphinidae. Gene Ontology annotation, biological process: L-glutamine catabolic process.